UGUCAAUGUAACUAUACGUCUUUUUGAAGAUUUCUUGAUUGUAAAAGCGUUUUUUUGUGUCUAAAUUCUUUGUGAUGUCUUAAUAUAUAUAUAUUGCAAAAUUUUGUGCGUGGGGAUUAACGUGUUUCGUAUUUUUAAUUAUCUCUUUAAAGAGAGGUGUUCGAAAAUUAAUUAUUAUAUUCUGUUUUGAAGAGUUUGACAGGUGUGCCACUGAACAUUUAGGUACCGUGAAAGUGAGAUGUCCAAUGUAUCCUAAACGGGUUAGGAUAAAAACGAUAGAGCUCCAUGGCUGAGCGCCUCAGCCCUCGAAGCUCCGAGGUCAAUGCCUUGGAACAACGAGGCUACUUAAUUGGCAAAAAAAUUGGUCAAGGAUCAUAUGCCACUGUCCACCUGGCAGAAUAUUGCGAUGCAUCCAGCCCAAAACGUAUGCACCUUGCUUGCAAGAUAUUCGAUAAAGAAAAAGCACCUAGAGAUUUUUUAGAAAAGUUUUUCCCACGUGAACUGGACAUUUUAACUAAGAUUGAAUACCCUCAUAUAAUUCAGGUUCAUAGCAUUUUGCAACGAGGACCUAGAGUUUUUAUAUUCAUGAGAUAUGCCGAUAACGGGGACUUGUUAGAUUUUAUAAAGCGCAAUGGAGUUGUACCAGAGAAUCAAGCAAAACUCUGGUUUAGACAGAUGGCUAGUGGCUUACAAUAUUUACAUAGCAAAAACAUAGCCCAUCGUGAUCUGAAAUGCGAAAAUAUAUUAUUAUCUAGACGAUUCAACGUUAAGCUUGCCGACUUCGGUUUUGCGAGAUUUUGCACGGAUGGUGACAAUAGAAGAGUACUAAGCCAAACAUAUUGUGGAUCAGCCGCUUACGCAGCACCUGAAGUUGUCAGCGGCACACCUUACAACCCAAAGCUUGCUGACGUCUGGUCACUUGGCAUUAUAUUGUACAUAAUGUUGAACGCAUCAAUGCCAUUCGAUGAUUCAAAUCUCCGAAAACUAUUAAAAGACCAAAUGUCCCGGAACUGGGUAUUUCGAUCUAGGAUCCGUGACACUGUAUCGGCUGCGGCGAAGUCCAUCGUUCGACAUAUUUUGGAACCUGACAUUACCUUGCGGUUAACAUUGGAUCGAGUCUUGUCUCACGAGUGGACGAGACCACGCAAGGAUAAAAGUGCGAGUUUGAUGGGCCGCCUAGUACAAUCUGCCCCGUCAGCGCCACAUUCACCAGGGAAGCAUGAUGAGGCUGGUACUUCAGCAGGCUUACGUGUGUCUGGAGAUCAUCGAGAGACUGAACGUGAAAGGCAUGACGAUAUUAAUAUAAGAUCUCAUGCAUAAACAGACGAAACAAAGCAAAUAAAGGAAUAAUUCAGUGGCAUUUAAGAUUAACCUUUCGAAUAAACAGUUUAAAUUUUUUAUACCAAUUUAUAUUAUAUAUUUUUUACAAUUGAUGGUGUUACAAUUUUUAGACAUCAAUAGUGAAAAUAAACUUAACGAAGUCUUCUAACUUUAA
Leptidea sinapis is the source of this 1495-nucleotide messenger RNA. It is a transcript of the gene Tssk, whose product is annotated as testis-specific serine/threonine-protein kinase 2. The record is from RefSeq and is a predicted model, not a curated record. The transcript has a single exon. Bases 286 to 1320 code for a protein of 344 amino acids. Gene Ontology annotation, biological process: protein phosphorylation; intracellular signal transduction; cellular response to glucose starvation. NCBI's taxonomy places the organism in Eukaryota, Metazoa, Arthropoda, Insecta, Lepidoptera, Pieridae. Gene Ontology annotation, molecular function: ATP binding; protein serine/threonine kinase activity.